Molecule: messenger RNA, 2420 nt
Organism: Chrysemys picta bellii (western painted turtle)
Lineage: Eukaryota; Metazoa; Chordata; Testudines; Emydidae
Gene: CD34
Product: CD34 molecule
Biological process (GO): cell-matrix adhesion
Cellular component (GO): membrane
Source: RefSeq, a predicted model, not a curated record
UGCUAUGAACUAUUUAAAGCUAGAUCACGCUUUGGACAAACUCCACCUCAUAAUUUGGAACCACAAGCAUAACCCGUGCAAGGGAAUUCCACCCCAUAUGUUACUGGCCUCAAAGAUUUGAACUAAAGGGGAGCUGCACACGGUCUCAACAGAGCUGCAGCAGAACUUAAAAACCCAAGAGUACUAAAGUAAUAUCCAGUUUUGCUUGUAAGUAAUCAGCAGGGAUGUUGUUACUGGGGAGUAUAAAAGCAACGAAGAGGAAGCAGCUUUUCUGGACAAUGUUCUAUGUUCUGAGCUUGAUGGACAAUAAAGUUUCGGGUGGAAACAACCACAGCUCAUCAGUCACUACUUCACCUUCAGCGAUGAAUGCUACUAUCACCAGUGUAACACCAGCAAUAACAACUGUCACUCUCACAGAAACGAUGGAGCCUAAAACUAUUUCACCAACACCAGAAGGAAAAGCAAGUACUACUGAAAUGAGCAAAGUGACUGAAGACACCAGCCCUGCGACUUCCGCAGGACCCACCCAAACACACAUGGCUGUGUCAGACCAGUCAGUGUCAGUGAAAACAUCUCCCGAUUCACAGCCGAACACAUCACAUGCUCCUUUCAGCACGACCGCACAAGCCAUGACUUUGGAAAUGGUUUCGACAGCCACUACUACUGUCCUCACAGAGCAAACUUCCCACUCAGCUACCACAGGACCCCCACCUAGUAGCACAGUGAAGCCCUACGACACCUCUGCUUGCCAGAAUAUUAAACAUGUGAAGAAGCCCAAAGUGAUCUGCUUGCAUCUCAGUGAGCCCGACACAUGUAAUAAUUUUCUAAAGACAAAGGGAGCAAAUUUAAGUAUGGUGAUUUGUGACACAACCUCAUCCUACAAUCACGUCUCUUCUCCCCCAUGCCACAUUGAACUCGCCAAAUCUGAGGUGGAUCCUUCCUGCAUGCUGCUCAUUCAGGCUGGCAUUAAAGAUGCAGAUGCAAUAGACAAGCUCCUCCAAGUACGGCAGCCUGAUCUAAUGAAGAUUGGAAUAAAAUCCCAUCAACUGGAGAGUAUUGGACGCCACCAGAACAUUCCCCGGAACACGCUGAUUGCCUUGAUCACAUCUGGACUCUUGCUGGCGUUUCUGAGUUUGGCUGGAUACUUCCUUAUGAAACGACGGAGUUGGAGCCCCAGGGGAGAGAGGCUGGAUGAAGACCUCUAUUACACUGAAAACGGUAGCCAGGGAAAUACAGGGAACACCGUGGCCUCCCAAGAGCACUCCGAGCCGCAGGAGAAGCCAAAUCUCAACAGAGGGGCUCAGAAGAAUGGGACUGGACAGGCAUCCUCAAAAAAUGGACAUUCAGCCAAGCAGCACAUUGUGGCUGACACUGAACUGUGAAAUGUGCCAGGGGGACUGUCUUAUUAUCAUGAUUUGAAGGGGGGUGGGGGAGAAGAGACAGGAGCAGGGGGUAAGGGAGAGAUUAUCCCUUGGAUGGCUGGGAAAAUAUAACCCUUUUUUAUCUGAAGAACUCCAAAGUCCCACUCUGUGGGACUUUGUACGCUGUGCUGUACAGUGUUGACCUAUCCUAGCAAGGAGCUUCUAGGGGUUAAUACAGGGCUAGGGUUGUGGGCUAGGGUUCUUUGCUCUUCCUUUAGCAGAAGAGAAUGGGAUGUGAUCAGUAGUCAAACCACCCAAGCAAGGGCUGGGGAAGAUAUUUGGAAAUUCAGAGCUAUGUCAGCUUUGUAAGAAAUUGGCUUGAUACUGAUUUUACUUGGAAGGGAAGGGAGCAGGGAGGGAGUUUAAUUCUUCAUGAGCCGAUGGAGCAUUUUACUGUCUCUUGUUAUAGACACAUGCUAUUAACCUAGCUUCCAGGCCUCCCAGUGGAGAAUCAGGGGCUGUCUGCGUGAGAGACACUUCCAAAAAGUGGGGAAAUGGCCUCCCCUUACCAUCCUCUGAACUACAAAAGUGAAUGUCCCAAAACUGCAAGUCCCAUCCAUGUACCACUACUCUGGUUCUGUGCUCUCAUUGUUAUAUGUAAAAAAUAAGGAGUGCCAUAUAGCAACUGAAUUGCUUCUAAUGAUAUAUGGGCUCAAGCCAGAAAAACCUGGAUCCAGAUUACAAACAACUCAAAUUCCAGCAGGGGCUUGGGCCCAUUACAAUAUAGGGAUCUGGGUUCUGACUACCAUCACCUCCGAAGUUGUAAUGUCUUUCGCUGUGAUAGUUUGGUUUAGCCUCAUCUUUGUAUUUAAGUGCAGCCUUUUCCUCUCUCAGCAACAUUAGUAAGUUAAUGCCCCUUCUUGUGCUUUAUAUCCUCUUAGGCCUUGGCUACACUGGUGCUGUACAGCCUGCAACUUGCUGCGCUCAGGGGUGUGAAAACGCACCCCCCCAAGUGCAGCGAGUGCAGCGCUGUAAAGCGCCAGUGUAAUCAGCGCCUGC